Aphidius gifuensis is the source of this 918-nucleotide messenger RNA. Its product is annotated as 60S acidic ribosomal protein P1-like. The transcript has 4 exons. Gene Ontology annotation, molecular function: structural constituent of ribosome; protein kinase activator activity; ribonucleoprotein complex binding. Gene Ontology annotation, cellular component: cytosolic large ribosomal subunit; ribosome. The record is from RefSeq and is a predicted model, not a curated record. The coding region runs from base 162 to 506 and encodes 114 amino acids. Lineage: Eukaryota; Metazoa; Arthropoda; Insecta; Hymenoptera; Braconidae. Gene Ontology annotation, biological process: translational elongation; cytoplasmic translation.
CCGCCGUUUCCGUCCUUUCGCUUUGAAGCGUUCUAUCAACAAGAUCGUUGAUCACAGUGUGCUUGUUCUUUUUCCUUUGAGAAAAGCUAAGGCCUAAUCGGCGACUUGCAUACUUAUUUAAAUACAUCGAUUUUUAUUUUAAAUAAAUAUCAAUUAAUAAAAUGACUACCACCGCUGAACUUGCUUGCGUUUACUCCGCACUCAUCCUUGCUGAUGACGAUGUUGCUGUUACCGGAGAGAAAAUUCAAACAAUCUUGAAGGCUGCCAAUGUUGAUGUUGAGCCAUACUGGCCAGGUCUUUUUGCCAAGGCCCUUGAAGGUAUCAACAUCAAAGAUUUGAUCAGCAACAUUGGUUCAGGAGCUGGUGCUGCUCCAGCAAGUGGUGCUCCAGUUGCUGCUGCUGCUGCUGCCUCAGCAGGUGAAGCUGCCCCAGCUAAAGCAGCUGAAAAGAAAGACGAACCAGAAGAAGAAUCUGACGAUGAUAUGGGAUUCGGUCUCUUUGACUAGAUUUACAAAUGAUUGAGGGUCCAAUUCUGUCUAUUGUACUUUGCGCAAGUAAAAAAUAAAAAAAAAUACAAAAAAAAAAACGUAAAAACAAUGUCUAAUGUAUUUUAUUUAAUACCACAAUUCAUUUAUUAAUUUUAAGACUUUAUUCGUCCUUGUAAAAUUUCUAGUCUUGCCUCGAAUAAUUAUUUAUUUAUUUUCACAAAUUUAAUGUGCGUAUUAAAAAAUAAAUUUGUCAGUUAUAUUAUAUUAUUUCUCAAGGUUUUUUUUUCUGACAGCUCAAUGUUAUGUGUCCCGGGAUAGUAUGAAAAAUCGAUUAACUCAAAAAUAAACAAAUCCUUUAUUUUUUUUUAAAUUCAAUUAUCUUAAAAUUCAGUUAAGUUUAAAAAAAAACAAAGUAGUUUAUAAACUUGUU